CCUCUUUCAAAACACUCUGACGGCCUACUGUGUAAAGACCGAAAGCGAAAAGCAAACAACUAUGAGCGGAUCCCCGAAAGCCUCCCUCCUUCAGGAAGAAGAAGACCGCCGUCCGCCGUCGACUUCUGUAUCUUCUCAAGUUCAGCUCCAGGAAACCAACAGUGGCGGAAGAGAAGGAGUUUCGAUGAAGCUUUUAGGGCCACCUCUACGCUCUCUGCUUCAAGAACCAGACAACUCCAUCCCGCCGCGAGAGGAACCAGAAAGCCCGAAGGGGAAGGAGAAGGAAUACUCCUUCGAAUCCCCGAAGAGAGACACAUCGUUAUCGUCAUCACCUUUGCGAUCCCCUAUCCACCCUGCGGAGAACACCACCGCUUCUGAAAACGCAGCUAAGUCGCCUGGGCGAAAUGGUGCAAUCGUUGCUAAACAUCUCAAGUCGCUGCUCGAGGACGGCGGAAGUCCAAUUGGCUACGAGGAGAGGUCGCCGGAGGUGCCGGCGGUGGCGAAUCGGAUGGCGGAGGCGAUGGGUGGUGGAAGAGGAAAGGUGUUUAGAGUGGAAUCCGGAGUUGUACGGAGGGCUAAAAUGUGGAGAGCCGAAGUUGUUCUUAGGGUUUUGGAAGUUGCUCUAUGUCUGGUCUCUAUCUCCGUGAUGGCCGCCGACAAGACUAGUGGGUGGGCCGGCGACUAUUUCGACCGUUACCAGGAAUACAGGUAUUGUUUUUCAGUGAACGUUAUAUCAUUUGCGUACUCGACACUCCAAGUGUUCUCGCACAUUCAUUAUAUGAUCUGGAAGAGACACGUGAUAAGCAUUCCUUUAAGUUACUCGUUCGAUUUUUUACUCGAUCAGGUAUUGGCAUACUUACUGAUGUCUGCAUCUUCGUCAGCAGCCGCUCGAAUUGAUGACUGGACCUCCAUGUUUGGCAGUGAUAUGUUCACCAACAUGUUGAUUGGCUCAAUUGCGGCCUCUUUCGCCGCCUUCUUGGCUUUCGCUAUCAGCUCCAUUAUUUCUGCUUUCAAGCUCUUCAGCUUGAAUCCUUAGACAGCACACAACAAUGCCUGUAUAGAAGCUUAUUUGCGUUCAACACAUGUCUCAAAUGGUCGUUAACAAAUAUACCCGUCAUGGUUAACUCUAAGCCUCAGACCGAGUCGUGAUAUUUACCAUUUUGUCCAAUUGGAUGCCAUGGUACUCAGAGUCACAUUCCACUGUCUAGAGCACUCAAUGAAUUCUUUUGGAUCCUUGCUAACGUAAAACUCAGUAAAUCUA
Molecule: messenger RNA, 1261 nt
Organism: Phalaenopsis equestris
Lineage: Eukaryota; Viridiplantae; Streptophyta; Magnoliopsida; Asparagales; Orchidaceae
Product: CASP-like protein 4A3
Exons: 4
Coding region: 62-1036 (324 amino acids)
Source: RefSeq, a predicted model, not a curated record